UGGUUGGCAGAGGGCGGUUAGAACCAGUCGCUCCCCGCCAGUUGCGACUGAAGUACAUAAUCAAGAGGAGGAGCUAUGAGGUAGACACACACUUACACCCUACACGAGCGGGUGGGUCCCAGGUGAGGAGGGGAACCAGUGUCAAGACCCUCAUCGUUCACAUACAGUCUUCACUUCGGUGUGUGCUGUUUACUGUCAACUCGUCGAACUGUCGUCUGCUACAGUAUUGAUCGUCUGCGGUGUACAUAGUGACUAUAGCGGCGUUCGACUGAUUGACAUCAAACAGAAAAAGAAAAGAAAAACUAUAACUCCUCUGUGUAAAAUAUUAUAUGAAGGUCUGAAAGAGAGCGAUGGAGCCGGAAAAUAUCGACUGUGAUUAUUUCAAGGUAGGCCCCGAUCUAAGGGAUAUCUCGGACAUUCAUGCUGUUAAUGGAGCACAGGCAUCAAGCAAUGCCAGGAAACCUAAUGGAGUGAACCCAGGGGUGGAUAGUACUGGGAAUGGUACUAUCCACCUUCCAGAUACUCUGGAAGAGCUGCCGCCGGGUAUCGGCAAGUACGACGACUUCCACACAAUCGACUGGUUGCGCGAAAUCGCUCGUGACCGCAUGCGACAUCGCCACAUCGUCAAGAAGAGGCAGGAAGGCUGGUUCGAGAAGCUGAAGAGCGCUCACGACGCUUGGUCUGGAUGGCUCUGUGUCCUCCUUGUCGGCCUGGCUGCCGGUUCCUGUGCUGGUAUGAUUGAUAUCGGAGCACGGUGGAUGUCGGACCUGAAGGAGGGGGUUUGUGUGGAGGCAUUCUGGUUCAACAAAGAGCAGUGCUGCUGGUCGGGAGACUCGACCACUUUUGAUGAAGAGGGAGAUUGUGAUCAGUGGUACAGUUGGCCUGAACUGCUGAGCACACCAUCAGGAACACUGACAUAUGUUGCUGGCUAUGUCUUCUACGUUUCCUGGGCACUGGCGUUUGCGUUUCUCGCUGGACUGUUUGUUCGAGUCUUUGCACCGUAUGCAAGUGGUUCUGGCAUUCCAGAGAUCAAAACCAUCUUGAGUGGUUUUAUUAUCCGUGGAUACUUGGGCAAGUGGACACUACUGAUCAAAUCUGUGGGUAUGAUGAUGUCUGAUGCUGCUGGGCUCACUCUGGGCAAAGAGGGACCAUCAGUUCAUAUGGCUUGCUGCUGUGGUAACAUCUUCUCUUACCUGUUUCCCAAGUACAGUCGAAAUGAGGCUAAAAAGAGAGAAAUUCUCUCAGCAGCUGCAGCAGCUGGAGUAGGGGUGGCUUUUGGUGCACCUAUAGGUGGUGUGCUUUUCAGUCUUGAAGAGGUCAGCUAUUAUUUUCCUCUAAAGACAUUGUGGCGGUCAUUCUUCUGUGCACUUAUUGCUGUGUUUGUUGUGCACUCCAUCAAUCCUUUCGGCAGUGAACACCUUGCACUCUUGCAUAUUGACUAUGAUCAGCAGUGGGCAAUGCAGGAACUUGUUCCCUUUGUGUUUCUGGGUGCACUUGGGGGCAUUAUUGGGAAGAUAUUCAUCAAAUUUAACAUCAUGUGGUGCAGAUUCCGAAAAAAUUCAUCUCUGGGCAGCUACCCCAUUGCAGAGGUGCUCAUUGUCACCUUCAUCACUGCUCUGCUGGGCUACCUCAACCCCUACACACGCAUGAAUUCUUCUGAACUUAUUCCACUUCUUGUAAGUCGAUGCGGCCCAGAAAAUGAAAUUGAACUGUGUGACUAUGAACGCAACGUCACCUCACAGUUUGCCUUUUGGAGCAGUGCAGUAGCUCAUCCUGGAGUUCAUGCGGCUUUGUGGAAACUUUUUCUUGCCCUUAUUUUCAAAAUUAUCAUGAUGAUCUUCACCAUUGGAAUAAGGAUUCCUGCUGGUCUUUUUGUUCCCAGCUUAGCAAUAGGAGCUCUAGCUGGACGCAUAGUUGGAAUUGGCAUGGAGCAACUAGUCAUAGCAAAUCGAUCAAACCCUUUCUUUACCAACAUGUGUCAGCAAGAUGUGUGCAAAGUUACUCCUGGACUCUAUGCUGUUGUAGGGGCUGCAGCAGUCCUUGGUGGAGUUACACGAAUGACAGUGGCUCUUGUGGUCAUAAUGUUUGAGCUAACUGGUGGCCUAGAAUACAUUCUACCUCUUAUGGCUGCUGCCAUGACUAGUAAAUGGGUUGGUGAUGCCCUUGGAAAAGAAGGAAUUUAUGAUGCACAUAUAGCUCUUAAUGGAUAUCCAUUUCUGGACAGUAAAGAGGAGUUCACUCACACAACCCUUGCAACAGAUGUCAUGCGACCAAGAAUGGACUGGAGGCGUAAUGACGCACCUCUAAGUGUCAUCACUCAAGACUCAAUGACUGUUGAUGAAGUUGAAUUUCUUCUGAAUAACACAAGUCACAAUGGUUUCCCUGUGGUGGUGUCUCGUGAGUCUCAGUACCUGGUUGGAUUUGUACUUCGUCGGGAUGUUUUAUUGGCUAUUGCCAAUGCACGGAAAACCUUAGAGGGCAUCGUAGGCAGCUCCAUUGUUUAUUUCACACUUCAUGUACCAGCACCAAAUCUCAAUGAGCCUGUGCCUCUGAAACUACGUAAAAUUCUUGAUUUGGCACCUAUCACUAUCACUGAUGAAACACCUAUGGAGACAGUGGUUGAGAUGUUUCGCAAACUGGGACUAAGGCAGACUUUGGUAACCCACAAUGGACGCUUGCUGGGAAUCAUCACGAAGAAGGAUGUCCUCCGUCACAUAGCUCAGCUGCACAAUCAGGACCCAGAUUCCAUUCUUUUCAACUAAGUACCUUGUUGGCUGUAUCAGCUUGGUGGUGUCUGGUGAAUGACUCAGUUAAUGAUUUGUCUAGUCAUUUACAAUAGGCAUGGUUCCCAUGUUCUUCUUCAGAGACCACCCAGUAAAUUGAAAUGAGACAGCACCAAGCAAGCUAAGUAUCCUCAUGCAAGACUACGGUAAACUUGGACGUGGAUCAUGUGCAGCAAAAUUAAGAAUACGGGUGAAUCUAACUAAACACAUGCCAUGGCAUCCCUUUCUUCAUAAGUGUUUUUACUGGUCAUUUGACUUGUUCUCAAGAAAGAUUUGUUCUAUAGUUCUCUUUGUAACUGCAUCAAAAUCCUUGCAAUGUCCCAUCUACAGUUCAGGCAAAUAGCAUGGCUUUGAAAGCAGGACUUCAAGUGUGAGAAAGUAUAUUAAUAUACUUUUUACAAUGCACAAAUUUAAGUAACAGAAAAGUUUCAUGGGAAAGUUGAACUUGCAGAACUGCACUAUGAGCAGCAGAGCAUGGAAUCCAGCUGCUUUAUAAUUCUGUCUUGUUUGAGAAGAAAGUUUAGUGCAGAAGCAAGCUUAUAUGAUUGCGAAUUGGAAGACAUAAUUGGAUUUGGAAAAACUAGCUGUUGCAUGGUGAACACAGAAUUCAGCAAGGCUUUGUUGAAGUAACAAACAUUUUGGCAUAUUUUAUGACCACUUCACAUAUUAUUUUCUGUAAGUAUUGUAACAAUUAUUUUUGUAGAAUAUUCUUAACUGUAUUUAAAGGGGUAACUGAAGAGAAUGCUUAAUUUCUAACCUAAAUCUGUGAAAAUGAAGAUGUGAUUCGGUGUUUAAUGUGUGAAAGAUAUUUAACUGAUGAACUGGCUCUAUGAAAAAUAAAAAUAAAAUGCACUGUUUUAUAUUAG
Molecule: messenger RNA, 3649 nt
Organism: Pomacea canaliculata
Lineage: Eukaryota; Metazoa; Mollusca; Gastropoda; Architaenioglossa; Ampullariidae
Product: H(+)/Cl(-) exchange transporter 3-like
Biological process (GO): chloride transport; transmembrane transport
Cellular component (GO): membrane; synaptic vesicle; early endosome
Molecular function (GO): voltage-gated chloride channel activity
Source: RefSeq, a predicted model, not a curated record